Aphidius gifuensis is the source of this 2077-nucleotide messenger RNA. RefSeq lists its product as uncharacterized. The record is from RefSeq and is a predicted model, not a curated record. Bases 230 to 2017 code for a protein of 595 amino acids. Lineage: Eukaryota; Metazoa; Arthropoda; Insecta; Hymenoptera; Braconidae. The transcript is spliced from 2 exons.
UCUUGAGAGAGGCAGAGAGCACUCUUGAGUGGUGGGUUGAGCUGGGUUGAGCCCAAGAAAUUCCAAGAAGUUUUCCAAAAACAUUUGUUGUGUAUUUUUAUUUACAGAUCAUAACCUGUUGAAUGAUUGAAUAGUCAAAUUGAGUCAAAUAGAUUAGAGUAAAAAUUGUGUGCUUUAAAGUGUUGUUUUAAUGUAAAUUUUUGACAACAAUAUCAAGAUAAUAGCCAAAAUGGCAAGUGAAAUAAAUUCUUUUAUUAAAACCGAAUUUACAAAUGCAAUUAAUUAUUGUUUAAAAAAAUCUGAGAUUAAAAAUUAUUACAAUAAACAUGACAAAAGUGAACCAAUAUCAAGACAGUCAGCUAGACUUGGUGAAGAAAUAUCUUCGUUUUUAAUGAAAAAAAUAAUUAAAAAAAUUACAACACAUGAAGACAUUAAUGUUGAUAUUGCAAGUAAUGUUAAAACUAAAAAUCGUAAACGAUCAACAUCAUCAAAUUUACCACAUCAUGCUGGAUCAAAAAAUUCAUCUGGUCACAAAAAAUCAGCUUCACCUUCAUCAUCAUCACAAAAGAAAUUUAAAUAUUGUUAUACUGAUAGUGAUGACAGUUCAUCUUCUCCAAAGAGAAAUUCUUUUGAUGAUGAAGAAUCUCCAAAAAAUGAUGAAAAAAUAGAGAAAAAAAAAAAACGAUCAAGAACAUUUAUACCACGUGAUAUUAAAAUGAAAGUAUUAAAACUUGUCAAUAAAUAUCCAUAUAUGAAACUACCAGACAUUCAUCUAUCAACUGGAUAUAAUAGUAUAACUUCUCAACAAAUAAAUAUGUGGAAAAAUCAAUUUGACUAUAUUGAUUCAAGUGAUGAAUCAAAUAACAUUGAUAACAGAAGAAUAAUUAAUGUUGACGUUUACAAUAAGUGUGUUGAACAGUCAAAUAUUAAUUGUAAAUUUAAUGAAAGACAAUUAAAACUAUGGGCACUUGAAGCAAAAGAAAUACAUUUUAAAAAUGAUUUAACAUUUCAAUUUGUUCCUGAUGAUAAAUGGCUUGAUACAUUUAAAAUUGAUUAUUCUAUAAUUGAAGCUGGCAACAAUGAAAUGUAUGUAAUUCCAAAAAAAUUAACUGAACAAGAAUUACGUGGAUACAUGGAGCCUUGUGAUGUAGAAAUUGAUUUAGUUGAAGAAGUUGAAAAUGUUGAUCAAGUUAAUAAUGAUAGUAAGCAAGAAGAAAAAAUUACAUUAAAACCAAAUAAUAUUGUUGGUAUUAAUAUGAAUAAUAUUGAGAUGAUUAAUAUGAAUAAACAAAAAAUUUUGAGAGAAGAAAAUUUUGCUCAAAUUUUAAGUAAUGUUGAUGAUUUUAUUGAUGAAGAUAAUGUUGAUCCUCUUCAAACAGUUGAUGUUGAUAAUCAUUUGAUCAAUGAAGUACCUGAAUCUGAAAUUAAUGAAAAUGCUUUGAAUAUUUAUACUUACAGUAAAUGCCAAGAAUUUAGUGAAAAAAAAAUUAAAUUUGGUGAUAAAGAGAUACGAGAAUGGGCUAUUGAUGCAGCUAAACUUUGUGCUCUUCCAUCAUCUGAAUGCUCUGACUUUAAACCAUCAGAUGAUUGGAUAAAUAAAUUUAAAAAAACAAAUGGUAUUGUUGGAGAACCAUGGGAUCUUCGAGUCGUUGAAAAUGUAAUCGAUAAUUCUGAAAAAUCUUAUGACAGUAAUCAAAAUUUGUUGGAUCUUCAAAUGAAUGAUACUGAUGAUGAUGAUGAUUUUUUUAAAAGUUUAGAAACUCCAAGUUGUUCUUUUACAAAUUUAAACAUUGAAAAAGAUAAUAAUAAAGUUAAAAAUAAUUGUGAUCAAGCCAACAAACUUGCUGACAUAAAUGGAAAUUGUUUAGAUCUUUCAACUAAAAAAAAUAGCUCUUCACUUGAUAAAAAUAAAAAUAAUAAAGUUGAAUUAGUUGAUUUAACUAUAGAUGAUGAUGAUGAUAAUUCAUUUGCCUGGAGAAAUGGUGCGUUUAAUAUCAAGACUGAGUUACUAAAUUAAAAUCAUCAAUUUUUUUAUAAUCCAUGUGAAUUCAGCUGCUGGCCAAGACAACUAAAUAAU